Amborella trichopoda is the source of this 1694-nucleotide messenger RNA. The record is from RefSeq and is a predicted model, not a curated record. Lineage: Eukaryota; Viridiplantae; Streptophyta; Magnoliopsida; Amborellales; Amborellaceae.
ACCCGUAAACAGAGGGACGAGAAUCGCAGUUCAAGAAAUUAUCAACAGAUCGAACUGCAACAACAAAUUGAUGUCGAACAAGACACUCCUCAGCCCGGAUAUUUGAAGGGCCUUGAUGAUGAUGGACGCCCCAAAAGAACAGGGAAUGUUUGGACGAGUAGCUCGCACAUUAUAACAGCGGUGAUAGGGUCGGGAGUUCUAUCUCUUGCAUGGGCAAUUGCUCAGCUUGGAUGGAUUGCCGGGCCGGCAGUAAUGGUGCUUUUUGCAUUGGUGAACUUCUACACUUCCAACCUCCUCGCUGGUUGUUACAGGUCUGGUGACCCAAUCUCUGGCAAAAGAAACUACACCUAUAUGGAUGCUGUCAGAGCCAACUUAGGUGGAUCGAAAGUGAAGCUUUGUGGUGCGAUUCAGUAUAUCAAUCUCCUUGGGGUUGCUAUUGGCUACACGAUCGCAGCUUCCAUUAGUAUGAUGGCAAUAAAAAGAUCAAACUGCUUUCAUCGGAGUAAAGGGAAGGAUCCAUGUCACAUGUCGAGCAAUGGGUAUAUGAUAAUGUUUGGAGUUACAGAGAUAUUCUUCUCUCAGAUACCAGACUUCAAUGAGGUGUGGUGGCUGUCUAUAGUUGCAGCAGUCAUGUCCUUCACCUAUUCUACCGUUGGGCUUGGACUGGGGAUCGCCAAAGUUUCAGAAACAAGGAAAUUCAAGGGAAGCCUUAUGGGUAUCAGCAUUGGUAAAGCGACCCCAACUCAAAAGAUCUGGAGGAGUAUGCAAGCUUUGGGAGAUAUUGCUUUCGCUUACUCUUUUUCAAUCAUUCUCAUUGAGAUCCAGGACACCAUAAAGUCGCCCCCUGCCGAGCACAAAACUAUGAGGAAGGCUACCUUACUGAGCAUUGUGGUCACUACUGUCUUUUACUUACUAUGAGGAUGCAUGGGCUAUGCUGCAUUUGGAGAUGAUUCUCCAGGGAACCUCCUUACAGGUUUCGGCUUCUUCAAUCCUUAUUGGUUGCUUGACAUAGCGAAUAUGGCCAUUGUCAUUCAUUUGGUUGGAGCUUACCAGGUCUACUGUCAGCCUCUAUUCGCCUUCAUAGAGAAAUGUUGCACAGAGAGAUGGCCAAAUAAUGCACUGAUAACCAAGGAAUACAAAAUUCAUGUCCCCUGCUGUGGAUCUGACUCCCUCAACCUCUUUCGCCUAGUCUGGAGGAUCGUCUUUGUUUGCUUCACGACUGUCACAGCAAUGCUCAUGCCCUUCUUCAAUGACGUGGUGGGAAUCCUCGGUGCCUUUGGCUUUUGGCCACUCACAGUGUACUUUCCUGUAGAGAUGUACAUUUCACAUAGGAAGAUAGCAAAGUGGAGCAGUUGAUGGUUGGGCCUAAAAAUCCUGAGCCUAACAUGCCUCCUUAUCUCCCUUGCUGCUGCAUGUGGCUCGGUGGCUGGAGUUGUGGUUGAUCUGAAACACUACAAGCCCUUCCAAACAACUUACUAAUGCCAUCAUUAUCAUUGCCAGUUAAAUGUUUUGUUUGAGAUCUAGACUGGAUUAGAUAGGGGAAAGUUGAUUUUGAAAGACGUUAAGAUUUUAUAGAUUGUCAUCAAUAUCAAAUGUAGCAAAAUAAAGUGCAGCUUGAUUAGUUAUAGGCCAUGUUUUUGGCCCUUGGAACAUUCGGUUUCUUGUAAUAUUUCAUAGCUGAUCAUCCAAUACAA